CACAUAUGUGCACACGUGUAUAUUUUUUUUUGAUUGAAAAUAAUAUUUUGUUCAUAAUUCUUUAUAAUCAUCUGGUGUUCAAGAUUUGUUUUGUUUUCAAUAGAAUCAUAAUCAAAAUAAUAUUGUCGUGUGUGUUUUUUUGAAACAGGGCAAUAAAUCUUCAUUGACAACAUUAUUGAUACGAUAAAAACAUUGAAUUGUUUGCACACUUUAAUAUUGUGAAUCAUUCAGGAUUUGGUAUUACUGUGAAACAGGCAAAAAAAAAAAAAAAAAAAGAAUUACGACCAACGAUAACUAUUUGUUUUGGCCAAAUUGUUGAAUCAUUAUUAUAUUUUCGCAUACCCCGAAUCAAAACUAAAUUCAUCAGUCUUUUUUUCUCGUUGUUUUUCAAUAUAUUUACUUUUUUUUUUUGAAUAGAUGCCACCUAUUUUGCAUUUAUUGUAUUGAAAAAAACCAUCGAAAUUAUUAUAAUUUGUUUUUAUUUAUUCAAUUCAACAACAUUUUCAUCAUAAAGAGCUGCGGAAAUAACACUUCAAGACAAUUAUUAUUGUGACCAUCUUAUUUUGUUUUCGUGCGCGCGUAUGCGUUUGUGUGUAUGUGCCUAAGAAGAUUUUGAAAAAAUCAAACAAAACAAAACAAAACAAAAAUGACGGUUUUUCGUCGAUUUGGGCUUCGAAGAAGCUUAACACGUCUGUUAAUAUUUCUUUGCAUAACCUGGGUAUUAUUUGUGUUAAUGUAUUCAUAUCAUGGCCAUACUAAUUCACAAACAUAUGCCAAUUCAUAUGAAGAUUUAUCAUCAAAUAUUAAUAAUAUACAACAACAACAACAAGCAGCAGCAAUUGCCGCUAGGCUAAGAUCAUCUCGACAACAGGAUGAAGAUGCAUCCGAUGAUUAUGCAAAUCGAAUCGAUUCUCAUUCACAUAAUAAUAAUAAUAAUAAUAAUCGUAUAGUCGAAAUUAAAAAUGAUCCAAAAAGAAAUGGUGGUAAACAUAAAUAUCAUAAAAAGCCAAAUGAUGUGCCAAACUUAGAUGCUGUGAUACCACUUCCUUUUGAUAGCUCCAUUGGUUUCGGUGAAAAUGGCCGUCCAGUAAUAUUACCUAAAAAUGUUAGCAAAGAAAUACAAAAAUUGAUUGAUCAAGGUUGGAAAGAUAAUGCAUUCAAUCAAUACAUCAGUGAUCUCAUGUCGUUACAUCGUUCACUGCCAGAUGUUCGCGAUCCAAGAUGCAAAUCUGUCGUAUAUGAAAAAAAAUUGUCACCUACAAGUGUCAUCAUUUGUUUUCACAAUGAAGCCUGGUCAGUAUUACUUCGAACUGUACAUUCCGUAUUGGAUAGAUCUCCUCCUGAACUAAUCAAAGAAAUCAUUUUGGUCGAUGAUUUUUCCGACAAAGAAUACCUUGGACAAAAACUUGAUGAUUAUGCUGAAAGAUUGGAAAAAUUAAAGAUAGUAAGGGCCAAAAAACGUGAAGGAUUGAUUAGAGCACGAUUACUUGGAGCAGCCGCGGCUACUGCACCAGUUUUAACAUAUCUAGAUUCACAUUGUGAAUGUGCUGAAGGAUGGCUAGAACCAUUACUUGAUAGAAUUGCAAAAAGUCCUUCAGCGGUCGUCUGUCCAGUUAUUGAUGUAAUCAAUGAUUCUACUUUUGAAUAUCAUUAUAAUCCUGAUGCAAGUGCAUUGAAUGUUGGUGGAUUCGAUUGGAAUCUACAAUUCAAUUGGCAUGCCGUUCCUUUUCGUGAACGUAAACGUCAUAAAACUCCUGUCGAACCAGUUUAUUCACCAACCAUGGCCGGUGGUCUUUUUUCUAUUGAUAAGAAUUUUUUUGAAAAGCUUGGCACUUAUGAUAAUGGUUUUGAUAUAUGGGGUGGUGAAAAUCUAGAAAUAUCAUUCAAAAGUUGGAUGUGUGGUGGAACAUUGGAAAUUGUUCCAUGUUCACAUGUUGGCCAUGUUUUUCGAUCUCGUUCGCCUUAUAAAUGGAGAUCUGGCGUAAACGUUUUGAAAAGAAAUUCAAUUCGAUUGGCUGAAGUUUGGAUGGAUGAUUACAAGAAAUACUAUUACGAUCGUAUCGGUAAUGAUUUGGGAGAUUAUGGCGAUGUAUCAUCAAGAAAGGCUUUACGAGAAAAACUUCAUUGCAAAAGUUUUGAUUGGUACAUCAAGAAUAUCUAUCCAGAGCUUUUUGUGCCUGGCGAUGCUAUCGCUUCUGGAGAAAUUCGUAAUCAUGGCAGCCCUGAAUACCAGAUGUGUAUCGAUAGCCCAGCUAAACGAUCCGAUUUACACAAACCAUUGGGCCUUUAUCCAUGCCAUAAACAAGGAGGCAAUCAAUAUUGGCUUUAUAGCAAAAUUGGUGAAAUUCGUCGUGAUGAAGCGUGCGUGGAUUAUGCCGGACGUGAUGUCAUUUUAUAUCCUUGUCAUGGUUCAAAAGGAAAUCAGUAUUGGGCUUACAAUCAUGAGCUAAAACAAAUAAAACACGUUAUUACUGGCAGAUGUUUGCAAAUGGCAUCGACAAAAGAUCGUCUUUUAGUACAUGAUUGUAAUCCAACAAACAAAUUACAACAAUGGACAUUUUCCGAUUAUAAUUCUUCAAAAAUGGAAAACAUACAGGAUGAUGUAGAUGAUGUUGUUGAUGAACAAUAAUCAAUAAAUAAUAAUGAUUUUGGCAAACUAACCGACAUACAAACUAACAAAAAAAAUGAUAAUGAUCAGACCUAUACACUGAUCAAUAAUAAUAAUAACAAUAACAACAAUAACUUUUCCACCUUCGAUCGAUUUUCUUCGUGGCUAUCUAUUUUGAUCAUCUCUAUUAUUAUUAUUAUU
Dermatophagoides farinae (American house dust mite) is the source of this 2809-nucleotide messenger RNA. RefSeq names its product putative polypeptide N-acetylgalactosaminyltransferase 9. Gene Ontology annotation, cellular component: Golgi apparatus. Gene Ontology annotation, molecular function: polypeptide N-acetylgalactosaminyltransferase activity. Gene Ontology annotation, biological process: protein O-linked glycosylation. Lineage: Eukaryota; Metazoa; Arthropoda; Arachnida; Sarcoptiformes; Pyroglyphidae. The record is from RefSeq and is a predicted model, not a curated record.